UAUCAGCUGUUGUGCGGGGAGCUACAUUCAGUGAGCACACGCGAGGAAGCUGUCGGACUCACAUGCUUGUUUGGUGGUUCUAAAGCGGCUUACUUUAGAUGUAGUUUGGAUACAGUGCAACAAAUCAGACACUGAUAAUUGGAGAUGUCCGCGUCAUUGAUCAGGAGAGGCCUGGAACUCCUGAGCGAUGAUAUAAAAGACAGCAGUCGAGAGAAGAAGAAGAAGAAGCAGACCCCCAGUUCGGCCACAGUGAUGGAUCUGAUCAGCACCAAGCGGCAGGGGGUCACCAAACAGGUCAAGAGGCUGCAGGGCCGCCUCGGGCCCGGGAAAAGCAAGGCCACAGUCAAAGACAAGCGGAUCCGAUCAGCAGUGGAGGAUUUUAGAAAAAACCAACCAAAGAGCCAGCUGAGCGCCAAUCUGAAGUACUUUUUGGAAUCAACGGUCAAAGCUGAAGCCCUUGAUACAACGAAGAUUUUGAGACACAGUAGAGGGAGGCAGUCAAGAAAUCGCCCCAACGAACCCGUGAAAAAGUCCAGGGAGCCUCAGUCGUUGUUCACGGAGGAGGAGUUUGUGCAGUUCCAGAGGGAAUACUUUGGCAGGACUGUGGAGGAAAAGAAAUGACACCAACUCCGAGGGGAAACAUCAAAAAAGGACGCAAACCACGGAGAAAGCAGCCGGACUGUGUUGUGUGGAUCAAAAUGGAUUUUUCAGUGAGAAUGCACUAGAAUUUAAUUCCACUGCACUCCACAGAAAUACUUUAUGACCGAAACAGUAAUACACCCUCCCUAUUUAGAGGUGGGAUGUACAAGUUUAUUAGAUCAUAUUUCAAAACUUACUGUGGAAAACAGUAGUGGAUGAUUUGUGUACAUUAUGCUCUUCUAAUUAAAAAAUGUUGAAGAAAAGAAAACAUGUUUGACUUCAAAUACUUGGCAAAAAAUUAGUGUGAAGUAUUGCACUUCCCCUCUUCCUGUUAUACUUAAGAGCGCUGAUGGAGUAUUUAUACAGGUGAGCGGAUAGACCAAACACAGCAGACGGCUGCGCAUUAGACAAUUAACAAGAGUGUAGCUUUACGGACGAACCUGAACAUUUAUUUCACAUCAAUAAAUGGGUAACGAAGCACGUUGUGGCGGCACGUAGCUGGUAGAUGUGUUUCUGUGUGUGACAAAUUAAGGUAUCAAAUCCCGUUGUUAACAUGAACACAAAAGCUAUAAAUGUCUGGGCAAGGUGAGAGUUCUUCUAUUGAACUCACUGAAGAUGAACACAUAGACCAAAAGCUGGACUACAGACAUUUUACCAAUGUUUUAUCUUUUUUUUUUAUCAGAUUAUUCGAUUACUAAAAUAUUCAUUUACAACAACCCUAACCGGAACAUAUGAACUGUUUAAGGAAAAGCCUCUACUGUUUAUACAACCUGUUGAAUAAACAGUACAACUCACUACA
Molecule: messenger RNA, 1438 nt
Organism: Poeciliopsis prolifica (blackstripe livebearer)
Lineage: Eukaryota; Metazoa; Chordata; Actinopteri; Cyprinodontiformes; Poeciliidae
Gene: rps19bp1
Product: ribosomal protein S19 binding protein 1
Exons: 4
Coding region: 145-621 (158 amino acids)
Cellular component (GO): nucleolus
Molecular function (GO): enzyme binding
Source: RefSeq, a predicted model, not a curated record